CUUCCACUUCCGGAGAUAAGAGUUCGAGCCCUCCUCGCAGCAGUCGCCGCCAGACCGUCGGCCCGCAACCCCCUCCCCGCGCAGAGACCUUUAACCCUGUCCAGAGACCCCAGGUCCCCAUGUCUAACCGACCUGGCGCGGAGUCCCAUUUCCCAAGCUCAAGCCUACCAAAGGCACCGAGAGAAGCUCCAGUGGCCCCCGUCACACCCUACCUCCUGUCCCCAAAACCUUCCAGAGCCACCCACCGCAAAUCCCUCGUGCCGCGGGAUUCGCCCAGCUACUGCGACAGUCCCAGGCUCCCAAGUCCCUGAGGGCGGGGCUGGGGGUAGCCAGGGGCUGGGGGUCGCUAGCUCGGUUGAUCCCACCACUCCCCAAAAACGCACCCCCCUCCCAUCCCGACUCCUGGCCCCCGAGAGUGACGGGCUGGUGCUGGGGGGAUCGGACCUCCACCCCGCCCCCACACCCUGUUUCUGCUUCCAUUAAAAUCCGGUCCAAACUUGGGGUCGAUUACUCUAGGGAAAGCAACAAGAAGGGGGGCGCCCCGGGCCGCCUCAAGAGAGGGCUAGCUUUCGAGAUGAUGAGCCCCCUGCUCAGAGUCGAUGUCCGGUCCAACCCCGCCCCCUACUUCGAUUGCAACCUGACCCCUUUCGUAUUCCAAAAGACUCUGACGUGUCGGAAAAUAUCCCCCCUCCCCAGACUCCGCAGAGAGGAGGGGUCUGUAUGAAAAUGGGGCUGAGGGCCCUGGGGUGAGGAACAGAGGCAACACCGAGAGCAUCUUGCAGUUGCCAAGAACAUCGGGAAAGACCAUGGACCUGAACUGGCUUUGCUGGGAUGAGCUGGCGCUGCAGGAAGUGCCCCUGGGAUCCGUCUUGGAGCACCCUGGCCUGGCCUCAGGAGAAGCAGAUUUUUACAGCUCAAAGGCUUCCACCCUGUCCGACCCCAGAGGCUUGGACCCCCGGACCCCUGGAGUCGGGUGGAAAGGGCUCCCAGCUAACGAAUGCGGCUCGGAUUUCCCGUUUCCUGAAUUUCCCUGGGGGACUACUGACUCGUCCUCCUUGAAUCUCCCAUGUUCCGGCGACUGGACGGACUCUACAUGGUUCAACCCAGUCUCCCAACCCUACUGUCCUACCCCUUUUACCUACUCUGAAAGCACGGGAAUCGCGGAUCUUACCACCAGCCAGGCAAGCUUCACCUCAUGGACUACCACCCCCGUGCCCAGCGGUCCCACCCUCUGGGACUGCCCCAACCGUCCUUGCUGGGAGGGUGGCAGCGCCACCGGCAUGGAAUAUCCCACCUCCUGGGAGUUCAGCCAGCCUUCGGGAUGUUCAGCUCCCUCCAGCGGGUGCCCAGUCUCGUCGGACUCAACACCACGCUCGGACCGUACCAUCGCCGUCCGCGGCCCCAGGACUGGACACCGUGGUCCCAUCCAGUUGUGGCAAUUCCUACUGGAACUCCUCCGGGACCGAGCCGGCCAGGGCUGCAUCCGUUGGACCGGGAAUAGCCGCGAGUUCCAGCUAUGUGACCCGAAGGAGGUGGCCCGUCUGUGGGGGGAGCGCAAAAAGAAGCCGGGGAUGAACUACGAGAAACUGAGUCGAGGGCUGCGUUACUAUUACCGCCGGGACAUCGUUCACAAGAGCGGCGGCCGAAAGUACACUUACCGCUUUGGGGGCCGCGUCCCCGACCUGCCCUGACCCUGCGGGAGAGAACUAUGUGCGGAGGGGCUGGGGGUGCUGGUGCUUGGGCGGAAUAAAAAUCUCGGACUCCA
This is a messenger RNA of Monodelphis domestica (gray short-tailed opossum), 1765 nucleotides long. RefSeq names its product ETS variant transcription factor 2 (gene ETV2). Gene Ontology annotation, molecular function: sequence-specific DNA binding; DNA-binding transcription factor activity, RNA polymerase II-specific. The record is from RefSeq and is a predicted model, not a curated record. Gene Ontology annotation, cellular component: nucleus. Gene Ontology annotation, biological process: regulation of transcription by RNA polymerase II; cell differentiation. NCBI's taxonomy places the organism in Eukaryota, Metazoa, Chordata, Mammalia, Didelphimorphia, Didelphidae.